This is a messenger RNA of Neurospora crassa OR74A, 2230 nucleotides long. It is a transcript of the gene lys-5, whose product is annotated as homocitrate synthase. The record is from RefSeq and is a predicted model, not a curated record. Gene Ontology annotation, cellular component: mitochondrion. Gene Ontology annotation, molecular function: homocitrate synthase activity. Bases 621 to 1898 code for a protein of 425 amino acids. Lineage: Eukaryota; Fungi; Ascomycota; Sordariomycetes; Sordariales; Sordariaceae. The transcript has 10 exons.
CCAGCUCAACCGAAGUAACGAGAUGCUGUCCGAAACGCCAAGCCCUUCUUCUACACUUAAGUCCGUAAUACGGGAAGUCCACAGUCGGCAGCCGUAGCAUCCAGUGUCAAAGGCGAAUUGGCUGAAUGUGCGAGCACUACACAGUAUAUCCGACCACGCUUAUGUGGCUUGAACCGACACGUCUGCACGCGUUGUUGCUGCGGUUCCCUCUGCGUCUCGAAAUGGGCUUUGUACGUAGUGUAUGUGGAUUCGGGGGUGUCUCCCACUGGUUGAUCGCUCCAGCCAGCGGAGCAACAAAACGGGAGUUCUGAUGUGUGACGUGAUGAGCCCUCGCCGUCUCAAAGAAGUACGCCAAUCACAAGAGCCGAUUCCUAUUCGGGCGGUCAGGAUUCAGGACUCGUUUACACCAAGAUUUGGCCGCCGCUGUCUUUUGUGCCACUGCGGGGUUGGGGGGCCAUACCUGUGCUGUCGUGCAGCCGCAAGGGUCCGCGAAAAGUUUAAAACCACAGCUAUAUCAGCGACAUCGGGAAGCCAUCCGCAUUUCUCAAUUCUUCCUCCUUUCAAUUUUGCCAACACAGUCCUCCUCAGUCUCCCUCCUUGUCAUCUACAGACCAGACAACAUGUGCGGAACCGAUGCUCCCAACGGCACCAAUGGCGCCUCCAAUGGCGUGAACCCCGCCAACUUCCGCUCCAACCCCUACCAGCCCGUCGGCGACUUCCUCUCCAAUGUCGGCAGCUUCAAGAUUAUCGAGUCCACUCUUCGCGAGGGUGAGCAAUUCGCCAACGCCUACUUCGACACCGAGACCAAGAUCAAGAUUGCCAAGGCCCUUGACGACUUUGGCGUCGAUUACAUCGAGUUGACCUCUCCUGCUGCUUCGGAGCAGUCUCGGAGAGAUUGCGAGGCCAUCUGCAAGCUCGGCCUCAAGGCCAAGAUCUUGACUCACGUCCGCUGCGAUAUGCGCGAUGCCCAGCUCGCUGUUGAGACGGGUGUCGACGGCCUCGAUGUCGUCAUUGGCACUUCCAGCUUCCUCCGCGAGCACAGCCACGGCAAGGAUAUGGCUUACAUUGAGAAGACCGCCGUUGAGGUUAUUGAGUAUGUCAAGUCCAAGGGACUUGAGGUUCGCUUCUCCUCCGAGGAUUCCUUCCGCUCCGAUCUCGUCGAUCUCCUUUCCCUUUACCGCGCUGUUGACAAGGUCGGCGUCCACCGUGUCGGUAUCGCCGAUACCGUCGGCUGCGCUUCUCCCCGCCAGGUCUAUGACCUCGUCCGUACCCUUCGCGGCGUCGUUUCGUGCGAUAUCGAGACCCACUUCCACGACGACACUGGCUGCGCCAUUGCCAACGCCUACUGUGCUCUCGAGGCUGGUGCCACCCACAUCGACACCUCCGUUCUCGGUAUCGGCGAGCGUAACGGUAUCACCCCUCUCGGUGGCUUGAUGGCUCGCAUGAUCGUUACCAGCCCCGACUACGUCAAGAGCAAGUACAAGCUCCACAAGCUCAAGGAGCUCGAGGAUUUGGUUGCCGAGGCUGUUGAGAUCAACACCCCCUUCAACAACCCCAUCACUGGUUUCUGCGCCUUCACCCACAAGGCUGGCAUCCACGCCAAGGCCAUCCUCAACAACCCCAGCACCUAUGAAAUUCUCAACCCUGCCGACUUCGGUCUCACCCGCUACGUCCACUUCGCUUCGCGCUUGACUGGCUGGAACGCCGUCAAGACCCGUGUCGGCCAGCUUGGUCUCGAGAUGACCGACGACCAGGUCAAGGAAUGUACCGCCAAGAUCAAGGCCCUUGCCGACGUGCGCCCAAUCGCCAUCGACGACGCCGAUUCGAUCAUCCGUACUUUCCACCUCGGUCUUCACGAGCAGAACAAGGUCCAGCCUCCCGCUGUUGUCGAGAACUAAGCGGAAGCAGAGCGUUCGACCAACGGAGUUGUCCUUUAGCAUGAAGGGGAAUAUACCAGGAUUUUUACGAGGAGAGAUGCGGGCAUCAUGACGAUUUUCUUUUUACUUGUGUUUGGGGUCAUUUUUCACACAUCCACCGGAGUUCUUUGAGUACUAUAAUCUCCCUGUUUGGGGAGCAAAAAGGGGGUUGAUUGGGUUAACUGGGGAUGACUGAGCAGGCCAAUAUUGCCGACUGUGUUCCUAAUCAGGGGGAAUGCUCGUCGAAAAAUGAGCAUGAGAUAGACAAAAUCAACGGGAGACGAAAGUAACAACGUCACCUGAUUGUCCUUCAC